UCACUUUUGUGACUGGGCUGGAACUGGGGUCCCUUUCCAUCUCCCUCAUCCCCGCAGGGUUGACCACUCUGGCUCUGCUGGGGCAGAGAGCCCAGAGGCCUCAAUUCCUGGGACUUGUCCUUGGCUAGCCAGCAAUUGGAGGAAAGUGCCCACGCCCAUGAGGGCGUGGCCGCGCCAGGCCUGGUCUGAGACCAGAGACCCGCCUGAGUUUUUGCUGUGUCCCUCAGGUUUCUGGUGCCCACCACCUCCACCAUGGUCCUGGAGCUCUACCUGGACCUGCUGUCCCAGCCCUGCCGCGCCAUCUACAUCUUCGCCAAGAAAAACGGCAUCCCCUUCCAGCUGCGCACCGUGGAGCUGCUCAAGGGCCAGCACCUCAGCGAUGCCUUUGCCCAGGUGAACCCUCUGAAGAAGGUACCUGCCAUGAAGGAUGGGGACUUCACCUUGACUGAGAGUGUGGCCAUCCUGCUCUACCUGACACACAAGUGUAAGGUCCCUGACUUCUGGUACCCUCAGGACCUGCAAGCCCGUGCCUGUGUGGAUGAGUACCUGGCAUGGCAACACACAACCCUGAGGAGAAGCUGCCUCCGGGCCCUGUGGCAUAAGGUAAUGUUCCCUGUUUUCCUGAGGGAGCAAGUAUCUCCUAAGUUACUGGCAACCACGCUUGCAGAGUUGGAUGAGCUCUUACAGUUGUUUGAGGACAAAUUCCUCCAGAACAAGGCUUUCCUUGUCGGGUCCCACAUUUCCCUAGCUGAUCUGGUGGCCAUCACGGAACUUAUGCAUGUGAGUACUGUGGACAAGGAGGACACACUAGAUAGAGGGUGCCCCAGCCAAGUACUAAAGUCCUGUUUUUGCUGCCCUCACCAAACUGCAGGUCUGUGCUUAUGUAUGGAAAACCCUCUGGAUCUCUGGGGUUCCCAAACCAGGCAGAUGAGGCCUGUCCUUGUCUUUACUCAUCUGCCCCUAUUCUGUCUCCUUCUUGCUACAGCCCGUGGGUGCUGGCUGCCAAGUUUUCGAAGGCCGUCCCAAGCUGGCUGCAUGGCGCCAGAGAGUGGAGGCAGCAGUGGGGGAGGACCUCUUCUGGGAGGCCCAUGAGGUCAUCAUGAAGGCCAAGGACUUUCCCCCUGCUGACCCCACCAUAAAGCAGAAGAUAAUGCCGGGAGUGCUGGCCAUGAUCCGGUGAGAUCAGAAGCCUCAUCUCUGUGUGUGUGUUUACAAAAUACCUUCAUUUUCAAUGUCCCAUGAGGCCCAGAGAACAGGAGUGCUGUAGUCCCACUUCCCAGGCCAGAACUCUAUCCCCAUCCUCUAUUCCACAGUUGCCUGAAUGCUA
Castor canadensis (American beaver) is the source of this 1327-nucleotide messenger RNA. The record is from RefSeq and is a predicted model, not a curated record. NCBI's taxonomy places the organism in Eukaryota, Metazoa, Chordata, Mammalia, Rodentia, Castoridae.